GAAAAAUAAGAAAUAGAAAACAAAACCAUUUUUUUCCCUCGCUAAUAAACUCUACACUCACUGAGUCUGGUUAACCUCAUUCUAGGGUUAUCUGCCCCAAAUCUUCAAACACUUCUGUUUUGAUUUUCUUUCUGAUGUUUUAUUUUCCCGAAUCCUCGCCACAAGUUUGAUCAAUUCAUCGAGAAAAAAUUAUUGUUGUUCAUGGCGGGAGGAAGCAAAGGUGGUGGGCCCGGGCCCGAAUUGGGCGCGGCGUCGAAGCCCGCAUCUUCAUUCGAGUCGGACGGCGGCCGACUUCGAUUCACGGUGGAGCUGCGGUCAGAAGAAACAACAAUUGUCUCGUGGAAGAAGCUUGUCAGGGAGGCCAAUUUGAGCAAUUCCGGUAGACCCGACCCGUCGGUUUCGGAACCCGAAAUUCUGCCUCGACCCGUGUCCGUGCCGCCCCUCCCUCCUGUGGGUGGUGCUUUCGUAGAGCCUUCUGCUGAGAAAGAACAGAAGGAUCCUCAAGGGCAGGCUGGGUCGACCCGUUUGAAUACCGUGAUUGAGAGAAUCGAGAGAAUGUACGCGGGAAAUGGGAGUAGUGAUGAUGAAGACGUUAUGCUAGACAAUGUGCCGGAUGAUGAUGAAUAUGAUACUGAUGAUUCCUUCAUCGAUGAUGUUGAAUUGGAUGACUAUUUCCAAGUUGAUAAUUCUGCAGUCAAGCAUCAUGGAUUUUUUGUUAACCGUGGGAAGUUGGAGCGUGUAGAUGCAGCUGAGAUUUAUGAAAUGUGCUGGUUUCCUGCGUAUUACUACAACUCGAUUGAUUUCACUUUUGGAAAACCUUCUGUUCAUGACAAGCUGUCUGAACCUACCAUUUCCUCUAACCAGCAGCCAAAAAAGAGGAGACACAAAGAUUUGGCAAAAGGACAAAAUGAGAGUGAUGAUGGUCGUAACCCAAAUAAAACUGCAAAAUUAGUGAAUAAAGGUAAAAAAGCAUCGUCAGUGUUACAAACAAUCUCAACCAACCAGCCUCGCAUAGCUGGUAUGCCCAGCAUACCUGGUGAGGAUAUGCAAUUUCAGGCUGCACCUGUAGAUGCUGCUGAAUUUUCAAUAAAGAAGAAAUCUUCAGAUUCACAUGCUACAGAAGAUUCUUUAGGAUUUUUGGAUGUUGGUGCUAUUAGGCAGAGUGUGGAUAUUGAUGAGCAAAUGCUUGAAAAUGUCUCAUUAAAGAAACAUAGUACGAAACUGAAAGAUACUGAACCUCAUGAUGCUGCGGCCUAUAGGCCAAAUGAUAAAAGCUCCUAUUCAAGCAAAACCCAUAAUGGGAAACAAUCUAGUAAUGUUGAUGAUCUAGAUCGGCCGAUUCAGCAGAAAGUAAAAGGCGGGCUUGUAGGUAAAUUUGACCUUAACGCCCCUCCAAACAGGGAUACUGUGCCAACUACGAAGGUUACCCCCAUGCCAAGAAAGCAAGGAUCUAGUGUUCGGCCAAAGGCUACAAAGCUUGAGAAGGCCAUUAGGGAGUUGGAAAAGAUAGUUGCAGAAUCUAGACCACCUUCCACAGAAGUCCAGGAUCCUGAUAAUUCUUCGCCAGCAGUCAAAAAGAGAGUGCCAUCUGAAAUAAGGCAAAAGCUGUUGAGAGUUGCUACAUUAGCGCAAACCAGCUAUGGAGAAAUACCAGUGGAUGUGAUCAAUCGUCUGAUGAGCAUUGUUGGCCACUUGAUGCAACUUAGAACUCUAAAGGUUGCUGUGCCUGUUUUAAGUGAUGGCCAGUGUUUGUAUGUUUUCGCUGAUGUUUCACGGUAUGUUUCUUGUGUAGUUCUUGGAUUUUCGAUGCAUUUGCCAACUCUUGACACUUUCUUCUCCAUCUUUUCUGGAUCUCUUUCUAGAAAUCUAAGAAUCAUGGCUAAUAUGGGAUUAUCUGCUAAACAAGAGAAGGAUGGCCAAAUAGAGAAGAUAAAACAAGAGGUUGCCAAAAUGGUUGAGCAGCGGAUUCCAUAUAUGAUAUCAAAAGCUGAGCAGCUAGCUGCAAAUUUAGAUGAUUUCCAAGAAGCAGGUUCAGAAGAGAAAGAAGUCUUGAAACGCAAAUACAGCAUGGAUGAUGUUCUAGGCAACAAGAUUUGUGAUUUAUAUGACCUUUGUGUGGAGAGAAUAGAUGAGGGUUCAGGUCCAUCGAUAAGAAGGCUAUAUCAAGAGCUUGUGGUAUUGUGGCCUAGUGGAUUAAUGGAUACUGAUGGAAUCAAACGUGCUAUAUACAGAGCAAAAAAGAAGAGGCGCCUGUGCAGCCCGCCUAAGAAUCGGGAAAAACUCACGAACAAAAAGGUGUUGCCUCCAAAACCGAAGGACGAGCGUUCUCCUUUGACCAAGAAACCCGUUUUCAGUGCUCGUAAACCUGUUGCCUUAGCACACGGCCCAAAAGUCGACAAACGGAAGGAAGAAAUGGCGAAAGCAAGUACCAAUGGAAAUCCUGUAAAUGCAGUGGCAUCAAAUUCAGUGCCGAAAAAGAAAAUGAAAAAGAAGCCAAAUCCGGAGGCUUUGGAUGCUCAGGUUCGUCUUGAGAAGCUGGCGUUGUCAAUAACGGACGAGCGUCCUAAACUCUAAAAUUUGUACAUAGAUUUUGAGUAGCUCCAAAUGUAUUUUUCAUUUUCAAGUACGCAUAUAAAUUGAUGGGUUAGAAUAUGUUUUUAUUUGUAGUGAAAAAAUACGAGUUAUCGGACGCGACACUUGCCCUUGUCAUAGGUUACAUAAAUGUAGAUUAUUUACCUGUCAUCUCUGGUAUCCAAUUUUGAAAAAAAAUUGUCUGAC
Striga asiatica is the source of this 2778-nucleotide messenger RNA. The record is from the annotation of a GenBank genome assembly. Lineage: Eukaryota; Viridiplantae; Streptophyta; Magnoliopsida; Lamiales; Orobanchaceae.